AUGGCUCCUCCUCCUUCCCCUCCUCCUCUGCUCCCGCUCGGGCCCCACAUCUGGGCACCUGGGCCCUUGGCGCUGGCGCUUGGCCGCCGCCGCCCGCCUCCACUGCUGCCGCCUUCGCCGUCGCAGCGGGGGCCGCCGGGGCACCUCCACCUCCCCCUUCGACCGCCGCUGCCGCGGCCCUGGGCGCUAGCGUGGGGGGCGCCGCCGCCACCCAAGGUGCAGCCGCGUGGGGCGCCGCCGCCGCCGCCUCCCAUGCUCCUCCUCCUCCAUGGACUGGGCUCUGUAUGCCUCCCGCGGAUGCGCCGUUCGCCGCCGCAGCCUUUCACGGGCAGCAGAUCGUCGCCGGAGCUGCUACGACCGACACUGCUCUCGCCGCGGUCCCUCCUCGCCGCCAAGUUUUUCUGGUACACCGGCACUGCCUCCGGUGAUCUCUGCUGCACCUCGCACGGCCCCGUUAUCUCCUGCUGCGCCAUGCGCGGCCCCGGUGCCUCCUCCUGCGCCUCCGUGCUAUGCUCAGCCGGUGCAGGUGUACCAGCGUCGUUCGGUGCCGGCACCCGCGCCGACUCCGGCUCCGGAGGCUCCUACGUCGCCUAUACCGGAGCCGUCGCCACUGCCGCCUCCACCGCAUCGCUCUCGUGUCGAGCCGGUGGUGUACCACCCGCCCGUCAUCCAUCGGGACCCUAG
Panicum virgatum (switchgrass) is the source of this 684-nucleotide messenger RNA. Its product is annotated as formin-like protein 20. Bases 1 to 684 code for a protein of 227 amino acids. The record is from RefSeq and is a predicted model, not a curated record. NCBI's taxonomy places the organism in Eukaryota, Viridiplantae, Streptophyta, Magnoliopsida, Poales, Poaceae. The transcript is spliced from 2 exons.